UUUCUUAACAUUAAUUAAACUUCAAUGACCAAUAGUGUGAAAGACUUACAUCACGGCUUCAGAAUAUAUGCAUUUUCCUGCUGCUGUGGACUUCAUAAAUAAUCAUCUAAAAUUUGAUUAGACUUUCUCCAAAUUUGUUUUGAAAUCCAUCAUAUCAGAUUGAGUCUUUAAAAUGGACAACCACACUGCAGAUAGACUUCUUGUUUUCAUGUCUGUUAGUUUUAGCUACCAUUCCAAAGGUUCAACUGUGUCAACCUUUCUAUUUAUAAGCUGGCACAGGUUGCACCAGUGGACAAAAACAAAUAGUACGACUGCUUCGUUUAGUUGUUUUGGUGUCAAUUUCACUGACCAAGUUAAUUUACUGCCUUUUGAAGUAAUUCAAUACUAAAUCCACUCCUUACUCGAUCCCAUUUUUCACCAUUUGCAUCAUUUACUCCCCAAGGCUUCUUUUGCACGCACUUAAUAUUUAACAACAUGUUGACACCUGGAUUUGUGUGUCAGCAUCAUUCAGCUCUGUGGUCCAGUUAAUCUUCUGGUUCUACUAGUCAGAUAUCAUUGAACUCUACGGCCGGGCAUGGUGAAGCCAUGUCGCCUGCUCAGACCAGUAACACAGAUCCCAGAGAGGUCCCUUCACCAGGAGGGUUUACCUAAGCUGCCUGUGCCACCUUUGAAGCAGACAUUUGAGCGCUACCUGGCCACGCUGGAGCCUAUCGUCAGCGAAGAGGAGCUGGAACACACCCGGCAGCUGGUGGAGGAGUUCCUCAAGGGAGGUGUGGGGGAAAGGCUGCAGAAAAGUCUGGAUCGACGGGCCCGAAAGACAGAAAACUGGCUAUCAGAAUGGUGGAUGCAAACAGCCUAUCUAGACUGCCGAAUGCCGGUGGCAGUCUACACCAGCCCCGGGGUUGUCCUGCCCCGCAUGCACUUCCAAGAUCGCCAAGGACAAAUGAGGUUUGCUGCCAAACUAAUUGCAGGAGUUUUGGAGUUUAAAAAAAUGAUUGACACUCAGACCGUGCCCGUAGAGUAUUUGAGUAAGAAGCCGCUGUGUAUGGACCAGUAUUACCAGAUCCUGUCCUCCUGUCGUAUCCCUGGACCAAAGAGAGAUACUGUUGUUAAUCACUCCAUAGGAAAAACACCACCCAACCACAUCACUGUGGUUCACAACUUCCAGUUCUUUGUCUUGGAUGUGUAUAACAGCGAUGGCAGCCCGCUGACAGUGGAUCAGAUUUACAUGCAGCUGGAGAAGAUCUGGAACUCUUCAUUGCAGACCAACAAGGAACCUAUUGGCAUCCUAACAUCACAGCACCGUAACACGUGGGGAAAAGCCUAUAACAAUUUGAUCAAGGAUAAGACGAAUAAGGAGUCUGUCCGUGCCAUCCAGAAAAGCAUCUUCACUGUGUGUUUGGAUGCUCCAAUGCCAAGAGUGUCAGAUAAUCUGUACCAGAGCCGUGUGGCUGCUCAGAUGCUGCAUGGAGGAGGGGCUCGAUGGAACAGCGGCAACCGCUGGUUUGACAAGACAAUACAAUUCAUUGUCGGUGAAGACGGUACUUGUGGACUGGUGUAUGAACAUGCACCUGCUGAGGGACCACCCAUUGUGUUUCUCAUCGAUUAUGUUGUUAAAUGCAUGCAAAGGAUUGAAAUAGUCCGCUCCCCCAUGAUUCCCCUGGCCAUGCCUCAGAAACUUCGUUUUAACAUUACACCUGAGGUCAAAAGAGACAUUGAGAAAGCCAAACAAAAUAUGAACAUCAUGGUACAUGACUUGGACGUGCAUGUGCUGAUGUUUUCUCAUUUUGGAAAAAAUGUGCCAAAGCAACACAAGCUGAGUCCAGAUGCCUUUGUGCAAAUGGCUUUUCAACUCGCCUACUUCAAGAUGUAUAAUGUUUGCUGCCCUACCUCUGAGAGUGCAUCAUUACGAAUGUUCAAAUAUGGGCGUACAGAUGCAAUCCGUGCAACCACUGCAGACUCUUUAAAUUUCGUCCAGGCAAUGCAAGACCCAGCUAAAAAGAACACAGAGAGGCUGGAACUACUGCAGAAAGCUGUUGAGACACAUAAGGAAAACACGUACAAUGCCAUUCAUGGACAAGCCAUAGACAGACACCUUCUCGGGCUGAGGAUGCAGGGUAUUGAAGACCUGACCUCUUUGCCUGAGAUAUUCAUGGACACCUCUUUUGCUGUGGCUCACCAUUAUAAUCUCUUAACCAGCCAGGUUGGCUCAAAGACAGACUGUGUGAUGUGCUUUGGUCCAAUGGUGCCAGAUGGCUAUGGGGUGUGUUACAAUCCCAUGGAUGAGCACAUCAACAUCGCCAUCACGGCCUUUAACAGCUGUGAGGAGACUCAUGCAGCCAAGUUUGCCCAAGCUGUAGAGGAUGCUCUGUUGGACAUGAGAGCUCUCCUGGAAGACACAGCUACAGCCAAGCAGUGAUCCCACACAGCAGCUUGGUAUGGUGUUUGUGUCCCUCUGGCCUGUAUGGGAGCUGGAACCCGACUAGUGCCGGCGUUGUGGCAGAGUGCCAUGUUGGCAUAGUUGCACAUGUACUGACUGUGUUAGAGAUGAGGAAAAACCUGUUAUGGAAAGGUUCUAAGGAAUGAAAUGUUUGACUGUGAAUGCACUGCCUUUGAGAUGAAAAACAAUUCUCUUAUGGAAUUUCUAUAUUUUAAUAUAUUGUGCUA
Molecule: messenger RNA, 2667 nt
Organism: Scomber japonicus (chub mackerel)
Lineage: Eukaryota; Metazoa; Chordata; Actinopteri; Scombriformes; Scombridae
Product: Carnitine O-acetyltransferase-like
Exons: 14
Coding region: 575-2419 (614 amino acids)
Biological process (GO): carnitine metabolic process, CoA-linked
Cellular component (GO): peroxisome
Molecular function (GO): carnitine O-acetyltransferase activity
Source: RefSeq, a predicted model, not a curated record